This is a messenger RNA of Chenopodium quinoa (quinoa), 1693 nucleotides long. Its product is annotated as oral-facial-digital syndrome 1 protein homolog. Lineage: Eukaryota; Viridiplantae; Streptophyta; Magnoliopsida; Caryophyllales; Amaranthaceae. The record is from RefSeq and is a predicted model, not a curated record. Bases 47 to 1255 code for a protein of 402 amino acids. The transcript has 14 exons.
UCAACUGUGGUAGAAACCGAAGGAAGAGAGCAAAUUUGGAGGGAAAAUGGAGUUGCUGAAACUGUCGAGGCUCAAACUCCAGCUUCGUGCCCUAAUCUCCGAGGUCAAAGAUCUUCGAGAAAGAGAAAAAUCUGCUACGGAACAACUCCAUCUUUCAACCCAGAAGCAGAAGCAUUCGGAAGAGGAAUUUGGGAGGAAAUUGAAGGAAUUGGAAUCUGAAUUAGCUUCAUCUACUGAAGUACGCCAGAAAUUAGAAAGGAAGGUAAGUUAUCUCCAGAAUGAUCAUGCUUUACUUGAGAGCAAGCAAAAGGAGCUGAAUGGCACUAUACAAAGCCUUCUUCAAUCAAGGGAGCAAUUCGUAACUGCUUAUCAGGAAUCAACGUAUGAUAUGAAACGCUCUAUUGAAGAAAGAGAUCGGAAGCUCAAGUUUUUCUCAGAGAAGCUGAAGUCACACUUGUUACUGUUUGAUGCUAUAGAAAAGGAGGCAUCAUAUGUAAAGCAAGUUGUUGAUAGUGUGCGGCAUGUUGUCAAUGAAAAAGAGGAAGUCGUAAACAGCUUAAAAAGAAAGUUAGACAGACUUCCUGAAACCGAGAAGGCUCUUAUGGGAAAAAUAAAUGAAAUGGAAAAUAGGCUUGGGAUAUACAAGGAUGAGCUCCAGAGAAAAGAGAAGAUUAUUUCUGAGCUAGAAGCACAUAUUGAAGCACAGAGAAUUAGUAACAAAAAUCAAACACAAGUGGAAACUCUUCAGAAAACUCUAUCAAAGAAGGAAGCCAUUAUACAAAAUUUAAUAUCAGAGAAGCAGGCUUUGGAUUCUGAACUAAAGAGUUUAGGUGCUGUCUUGGAGAAGAUCCAGCAUGCUUUCAGAGAUGUGAAUGAGGACAAAGAAGCAUUUCUCUCAAUAAUUGAAAGCAAGGAAAAUUUUUGUACGAUUCCUAGAGAGGAAAUGAGAAGGACUGAAGAUUCUAAGGUUGACACGAGGAAGGAUGCUGAAUCUUUUGAAAAGCUUACUUCGGGAGGCUUUGCAAGUUGCACAGCAUCUUCACAACGUGAUCUGUGUGAUACAUACCCUUCCACAGAAAUGCAAGAAGCGAAUGUCCAGGAGUUCCAUGCAGAAGAGGCAAGUAAAUCUCUUGCAUAUAGGACUAUACAUGAAAUAGCUUUUUUCUUAUGUGGUAGUGUAGUACUGAAUUAUGAGGUAUCAUGUGAUGAAAUUGUAGCCUGCUUGCUCCACCAAGUCUAUUUCUUCUGGACCUGAAUCAAUUACUACUGCUCAAACCAAGCCCAUCAAUGAAGCAAAGUGUGUCUGCACAACCACAGCUUGCCAAGUGGACUCUGAGUGCUCUACCACUCAAGCAGAUACUUGAUAACCUCCUGGCUAAGUUCCAACUAAUGAUACCAUGGACGUAGCCUACCCUCUUAUCUGGCCUUGAAUUAGGGCAGAAUUGGGCUGAAAACCAUAAUACAUGAUACUCUCCAGGAAAAUUGGUGCAGGCAACUGCAUGCGGUGGAGUAUAAAUUUCUGAUAGCAGCGGCCAUCAAUAUCAGCCACCAGAUUUGUUGUAGUGCCUUUUUAAUGUCUUUUGGGGGGAUUGAGGUUUAAAUAUAUCAUCAGUAUAUGCAUCUCAGAAAUUGGCUGGACAUCAUUGUAACUUCAACUACUAUGACAUAAAUAGAUUGCCUGAUUUCAUGUCUA